CAAUCAGAAUCAGAAUCGUUUCGGCUUGCGUGGAGUGCAGACUGGUGUCGGUCGUGUUUCGGUGUGCCAUUGAUUCAGUGGAAAGAGGUGACAUCAGUGCGGUUGUUGAAAAUCUUAUUUUUACGGAAAAUCUGCUCUCCAAAGUUGAUAAAUCGACCGAAAACCAGUUAACAAGAUGGUGUGGGGCUUUGUAACGUGUGGUCCGAAUGAGGCGCUAGUUGUUUCAGGAUGUUGCCACAUGAAACCACUGCUGGUCCCGGGAGGGCGUGCCUUUGUGUGGCCAUCGAUCCAGCGCGUUCAACGCAUUUCUCUUAACACCAUGACGCUGCAGGUGGAGAGUCCGACCGUGUACACCAGCCAGGGUGUUCCGAUUUCCGUCACCGGCAUCGCUCAGGUGAAGAUCCAGGGCCAAAACGAGGACAUGCUGUUGACGGCUUGCGAACAGUUUCUGGGCAAAACGGAAGCCGAAAUUCAACACAUCGCUUUGGUCACCCUGGAGGGGCACCAGCGGGCCAUCAUGGGCUCGAUGACGGUGGAGGAAAUCUACAAGGACCGUAAGAAGUUCUCGAAGCAGGUGUUCGAGGUAGCCUCUUCCGAUCUGGUCAACAUGGGCAUCACGGUGGUCUCGUACACCUUGAAGGAUAUCCGCGACGAGGAGAAUAUAGGUCGCCCCGGUACGUUCAACCGCGCCGAAAGGAAGUCCGUGGGAUACUUGAAGAGCCUCGGUAUGGCCCGAACGGCCGAGGUCAAACGUGACGCUCGCAUCGGCGAGGCGGAGGCCCGUUGCGAUGCCACGAUCAAGGAGGCGAUCGCCGAGGAGCAAAGGAUGGCCGCCCGGUUCCUGAACGAUACCGAAAUCGCGAAGGCCCAGCGGGACUUCGAGCUGAAGAAGGCCGUCUACGAUGUGGAGGUGCAGACGAAAAAGGCUGAAGCCGAGCUCGCGUACGAGCUGCAGGCGGCCAAGACCAAGCAACGCAUCAAGGAGGAACAGAUGCAGAUCAAGGUGGUCGAGCGUACCCAGGAGAUCGCCGUUCAGGAGCAGGAAAUGGCUCGCCGUGAACGGGAACUGGAAGCCACCAUUCGACGGCCCGCCGAGGCGGAAAAGUUCCGCUUGGAGAAGCUGGCCGAAGCCAACCGAAAUCGGGUGAUCCUGGAGGCGGAAGCCGAAGCAGAAGCGAUUAAGGUUCGAGGUGAAGCCGAGGCGUUUGCCAUCGCCGCUAAAUCGAAGGCCGAAGCCGAACAAAUGGCCAAAAAGGCGGAAGCAUGGCGUGAGUAUCGCGAAGCCGCAAUGGUCGAUAUGCUGCUGGAUACUUUGCCAAAGGUUGCAGCUGAAGUUGCUGCCCCAUUGUCCCAGGCCAAGAAGAUUACGAUGGUAUCGAGCGGAACAGGAGAAGUUGGUGCUGCAAAGCUUACCGGAGAAGUUCUGCAGAUCGUCAACAAGAUUCCCGAUCUGGUCAAAUCGAUUACUGGCGUGGACAUUUCGAGGUCGGUUCACGCUGGUUAGAACCCAGCAUCGGUUGGCGAUCUGCUGUUGGUUUUGUGAGCAACAACCCGAACAACUUGGUCGAUCCCAGUGACACCGGAAGUGGAAAAACGGUAUGUGACGGUGAUGGUAGAAGAAGACAAAAGUUGCACACAGCACGAACCAGAUCCCGCGAUGAAGGCCAGCGUGGGAGUGCCUCGCGUGGCGUGAAUCUUUUCAUGUUUUGAAAAAUAGAACCGUAUCUUCAGCGAAAAAUGUAUAAUGGAACCGUUUGCCAAAGAGUUUGACUCCUCCCGGUGAAUUUGAUUCGUUUUGUUGGUGAGUUUCUUCUUUUUUGUUUUUUUUUUUUUAUAUUGUUAUCUUUGUUUAUUAAUCUGUAUAUCUAUGAUUUAAUGCAAACCUAUUGAGUAAAAGAGUAGUUUGUGCCCUUCCACAAUUAUUUCAUUUAUAGAACACUUUAAAAUAAGACAGCUAAUGGUCUAAUGAUAAGGAAAAGUGUCAAACCACUAUCUUCAUUUACUUACAUCUUGAACGAGAUAUUGAAUUUUUAACGAUUGUUAUAGCGGACCAGUUUCAUAGCAUUUACCUACCAUAAGAGAAAUGCGCAGUACGAGUAAACCAUAAAAAUCACAAAAUCGAAUCACUGCCAUAUGUCGCUAACGAAAAGUUGAGCGCUUUGAAAUUCAACCUUAACAAUGAGAACGCCAAAAAUGGGGACACAAAACACGGAGUGUGAAAUUGCACAAGAAAUGAAAUGUUUUUUCAAUGGUUCGAUGUUCUCGUUUUCUACCAAAAACAAUAAUAAGUGAUAGUAAAUAUUGCACUACUGUAGCAUCCAAGAAUGAUUCUAUUUGAAACAAUCAAUUUUUCUGAUUUGGAAGAAAUUCUUCCAAAUGAAACUGUUCCGCAACAAAUUGCCAUGUUGUAUAUUUAUGUUAUCAUUUCCGCCCUUCUAUACGUUAAGGGUUCCAAAUGCGGUGCGUGGAUAUUAUUACCUUUCCUCCCAUUAACGUGCACCACUAAAAUAUAUAUAAAAUGAUCCAUCCACACAAAAUUUUUGGCCUCUUAGACAAUGGAAAAAGCAUAGUAGGAAAUAUUUCUGUUUUAUUGAUCAUCAUAAUUGCAACUCGAACGAUUUCAUCAGCAGCAUACUUAUUGAGCUACGAAUUUAUACAAACGAUAUUAAAAGAAAAGAUAACAGAUGAGAACCAAGAUGCUCGAAAAAUUUAAAACUUAAAUAUUUGUAUAGAAAUAUGGUCUUGGUUGGUCACAUAAAAUGACGUGCUUAUAAUUGUUUGUCUUUUUUCGUCGCUAUCUAACGAUCACAAAAUUUAAUCAUCUUUAAAAUAACGCACUUUGAAUAUCUUCAUUAUUCUUUCGUAGUACAAGAACUACAGAAAGCAUUUAUUGUUAUAGUGUUCUAGUUCAGUUCAAUUGAGAACAUCACAGAACAAAAGAUGCCCUAAGAUUUUCAGCAAUUUUUGUUUCAAACGAAAUAAAAAACAAUAUAAACUUAUCUCAUCCAAUGAAUGGAAUUUUUAAUUUUUUUUCUUCUGAAGAUUGUGACAAAUUUUUAUCGCAUUCUUGUCAUCGUCCUUCAAUGUGGCAUAGAAAUCCCGAAACGUUGGAUGAUAAAACUUACACGGUUUGAUUUUUUUUGUAAACCGAAAUUGCCGAAAAUCUUUACAUUAUAAUCGAACAAAACACCUAGUUAACCGAUUUUUUUUUAUAAUAGUCAAUCAAACAACUUUUUAAAUUACAAAUGUCUACUGUUUGAUUUCUUUUUCUCCGAACAUAAAUUUAUUCACCGUACAAAACUGUAACAGAACAAAAAUGGUUUAUUCGAAAUUUGAAUAGAACGAUAAACAGUAGAAUAAAUAUAUAAAAUAAUUAAAAAGUGCAGAAAUAUAAAGGUUAUUAGUUCUAUUAUUUGUGUUAUCUUUGGUGGAAACAUCUCAUAAGCGCGAAAUCAAACCGAAAUUAUAAAAAAAAUCCUUGAAAACCAUACAACAACAAAGCAUAAACCUGAAAACUUUCGACAAAAAAUAUUUGAAAAGGCAAACAAUUAACAUUGGCGCUAAGCUGCGUGUUUAAUCUAGUAAAAUAACAAGAAACAGAAAUAAAUCAACUACAUAAUAUUUAAACGAAUCUUGAAGAUAAAAGAUAAGAAUAUAUAUAUUUUGUAAGCAGAAUUUCUCGAUCGAUGGAUAAAAACCGUAAAUCAGUGUAACGAACAGAAUAACAAAACAAACAGAAAACUAUAAAUGAUUAGAGCUGCAGUCAACAUUUUUGUAUGUUUCAUUGUGAAUACCUAUUGUGCUGAACGAUAUUACAUGCUAUAGUUUAGAAAACAGAGCAAUUCAAUACGAUUUUCUGUGAACUUAUAAACAGAUUUGUGUUCGUUUUGCCAGCUGUGCAAAAAAAAAAACUUUCAAGGGUUCAAAUAAAAUGUAUAUCUUUCGAAAUUCAACUGUCUGAUCGGAGCUGUUUUCCGUAUUCUAUUUUCUAUCAACAUUUUCCCUUGACAUCACAUUUUCAAUCUCUUUUCACAAAAAUACUAACAGUGCACCGGGCGAAAACAAAGGAACUCGCUUCAUUCAAAUACUCGAAAACGUAACUGUUACUCCUUUGAAGAAUGAAGAAAAACCCAACCAGAAACAAUUCGCAAACACUCGAAUACUACCUACUAACAUCUAUAGCGAAACAAACACAUAAACAGAGAUAGGUUUAUACAUGUUGUAAACGAUUUAUUGAUAGACCACACAUAAAACAAUCAGCAGAAAUCUUUUUACAACGCGUGUUACACACAGACACACACACGAACAAAAGAUGUAUCGAUUGUUUCGUGCUGGUUAACACUUAACACUUCCUAUAAACAUUCUAACACAAAAUGGGAGACAUUCUUUAACAUAAAAUGGGAAAAGAGAUCCGAA
Messenger RNA from Uranotaenia lowii, 4416 nucleotides. It is a transcript of the gene Flo1, whose product is annotated as flotillin-1. Gene Ontology annotation, biological process: protein localization to plasma membrane; positive regulation of cell junction assembly; positive regulation of endocytosis. The transcript is spliced from 8 exons. Gene Ontology annotation, cellular component: plasma membrane. The record is from RefSeq and is a predicted model, not a curated record. NCBI's taxonomy places the organism in Eukaryota, Metazoa, Arthropoda, Insecta, Diptera, Culicidae. The coding region runs from base 176 to 1504 and encodes 442 amino acids.